UUUCUUGGCACUCAGACAACAAUUCUGAGCGCUACUCUGCCGGACAGGUCAUGGUUAAUAAAAAAAAAAAAAAAAAGAAAGUAUUGUUAGUGGUCCUAUAAAAAGACAGGUUGCAUUUUUGAAUUUUUCUACAUUUCAGUUUUCCUUGUUACAGUCGUGUAUUGCCCAGUUUCUUUCUGUUUAAAGUGUCAAACUGUGCCAUCUGGUGGUUAGGUUGUGAAUAACACAAUGGGCAUGUUGAGUUUCUCCAGCCUAAUGCAAUCACUUACAGCUGAAACAUCUGCUAAAGCAUUGCAAAUGUGUAAAAGGUAACGCAAAUAUAAUUUCUGUGAAUAACAGUAAAACUAACGAAAAUAAUUUAAAUGAUUUAUAUGAUAUAUUGCAUAAUCAUAACAUCAUUCUCCAAAUACAUUUGAAGCUGCAACACUGUUGAAAAGUAUGUCAUACAGUUUCAGAUAAGCAGGGAAAAUAAACCAUUUCAUUGAUAGCCUCUGAAAUGUAAACUUUUAUCAACUUUGUCAUAUGUGCAGGAGUUGGUUCUGUACACAAAAAAUAAGUCAUUUUGUCCUUCUACAUCUUUUCGUACUAUGUUAGUUUAGUUAAUUUGCACAGCUCUAAAACACAAUGCAACAAAAAGUAUAAAUAAUAAGCAUUUAUCCGGUAAACUGGCUGCCCUUUGUUGACAACAACCACCCAACUUUUAACGUCACUCCAAAGAAAACAACGUCAGGCAUAGAAAGCACUUGUUCCUUAAAAAGGAAACAACCUGAAUACCUUCAAUGGAAUUGUCUUCUCCUUUAAAGAUGUGGGUGGAGGGCAGAGUUAGGUUUCACUGCCACCUCCCCUUUCUAGACUCACAAAUUGCAGCUGAGCCCUCUCACAAUCCAGAGAGCCGCUCUUGGCUGCGAUCUUAGUACGUCUGCUCUGGUUAAAGCUUUAAGUUUUGUUUUUGUUCUUUUUCUGGUUAAUGUGAAUGUAGCUGCCAUCAAUGAAGAACCACAAUAGGACACACCUCUGGGAAACUUUCACAACUUAUCCACACUUUUGUCGAAGGUCCCUGACCCCUAAAAAGAAUUUAAACUACCUGGAUUUCUCUUUGUGUAUGUCUGGGAAUUUUUGUAACUCAAAUGAGAAUUUUUGUCAAGUGAGGAGAUGGCUAAGAUGCACGGACUCUAUGUAGUACUACUGACAGCUCUAUCCUUCUGGAAAUAUUGCCUGGCAGAAUGGAACGCUACCAAUGAGUCUUCCAACCAAACUGCCUGUCACCUUCAUGGCAAGAAAGGCAACUGCACAGGUAGAAAUGAAAAAAAUCCUGAACAGUGGGAUGGCCACUUCUCGAAAUGUCCUGAGGAGCUGUCACAUUACUGUGUUCAUGGAGAGUGCCGAUACGUUAAGGAACAGGAGGCACCAUCCUGCAAGUGUCAGAGCCAUUACACCGGUGCCAGGUGUGAAUAUGUGGACUUGGACUGGUUAAGAGGAGAGAGACAACAAAUCAUAAUAGGUGUCACCAUUGCAGGGCUCCUGUUCUUGAUGAUCCUCGUUGUUUCCAUCUGCAUCUGUUCACAUCGCAGGUGCAGAUUGUGUGGACGGAGAAGAAGACAGACGGAAGAGCCAAAAAAUGGGACAGAGAAGAACACCAUGCUGGACAGUACAGGAAUGACGCCAGACUCAACAGAGCUAACACAUACCAACUCAGUAUGAGGACUCCGUCAGAGCCGACCACAAGCCGAUCAUUACCAUUCCAUGUAUAAAUAUGGGAUAGUUUCUGGCUACAGUCUCACUGUGAGAGCAGUGAGCCUCAGGUGGUCCCUGGACAGCACCUGGGCCCAUAAGGAAUACCACUUCACAAGAAAAUGCUCAGAAGCUCCCUUCUUUCCUUUCAAAGCUGCUGUAUUUGAAAAAUUAAACAGACUUCUGGAAGGCGAGGAAGAUGCCCUCCUGGAUUUAUGAGCCAUCGAGGAGUGUGCAUCUGCAUGGGUGCUGGAGAGGAGGCUUUUGUUUUAAAAGAUGUGGAGCACUAGACAUGGCUUUUCACUGCUAUUCACGCAGCACUAAAUAAAUUGUUGCUAUGUUGGAAAAAGCUAUGAGGCCAGCUGGCAGCCAGUGAUAACAGUCAGCCAGGUUGGCUUGGAACUGGUGACUGUGGGAGACAAACGAGAAGAAAACGACUGUCCUUUUGGGGAAGUUGAGCUACAUACAUCAACCUUUAAAUAGAUUUAAAUACCGAAUCUGACAACUACAGCCUUGGGUUUGUUUACUGCUUGACUGGCUUUUGUGUAAUGUCACCGUUUUAUCUGCGCCACAAAAUGGCCAGUUUUACCUUUUAACAUAUCACUAUAGAGCCACGUCUCCGCUUAAGCUCGCAGACAAUAUUUUUACUCAUGCACAUGACCAAUGCAAGAAGAGCCCCAUAAAAGCUGGAGCUACAUUACCUGCACGGCUCAUAGAGGACAAGUAGAUCUAGUGCUGGAGUUUUUUUUUUAAUCUAUAUAUGUGGAGACGUGCAGCCUGGAGGCUACAGAAGAGAACAGCUGAGUCUGUGUGCACAGGCUGACAGUGCUCCUCUGUUGGAAACAGUUUCAGAGCUGCCAAACGUUCACCGAGGUUUCAACAUGUAUCUAUGCAGAAAGUAACGCAGUUAAAUCUGCCUCUGCCAUAUAUAUCACCUGUCAAUAAACAUACUGUUGUGUACUGUA
This is a messenger RNA of Girardinichthys multiradiatus, 2696 nucleotides long. It is a transcript of the gene btc, whose product is annotated as betacellulin, epidermal growth factor family member. Gene Ontology annotation, biological process: epidermal growth factor receptor signaling pathway; positive regulation of cell population proliferation; positive regulation of mitotic nuclear division. Bases 1153 to 1701 code for a protein of 182 amino acids. The transcript has 5 exons. Lineage: Eukaryota; Metazoa; Chordata; Actinopteri; Cyprinodontiformes; Goodeidae. The record is from RefSeq and is a predicted model, not a curated record.